Messenger RNA from Bactrocera oleae (olive fruit fly), 1939 nucleotides. RefSeq names its product acidic fibroblast growth factor intracellular-binding protein (gene Fibp). The record is from RefSeq and is a predicted model, not a curated record. Gene Ontology annotation, cellular component: nucleus. NCBI's taxonomy places the organism in Eukaryota, Metazoa, Arthropoda, Insecta, Diptera, Tephritidae.
CGAACUUAAGCAACUCUGGUGCGCGAACAAAGAAAACCUUGAGCAAAACAAAAUAUGACAAACAGCUGUCAACAAAUGAGAAAAAGCAAAUGCCAAAAGUUUUUCAAUUGAUAAGAACAGCAGUAUUUUAAUUAUUGUGUUUUUAGGCAUUUUAUUUUGUGCUGAAGUAUGCUAGCGGACGUAGAUGUAUUCAUAUCCAACUAUACACUAGUGGACCCAGAAAUAUACCAAUUAUGGAUAGAAGGAUUUUCGUCAAGCGAGGCCGUCUGCUACCUGAAACAGAAGGGAUUCGGCAGCAAUUUUGGAGCGCCAAUUGAUCUUAUCGCCUCUGACGUGCUGGACCAUUAUCGCACCUACUCUCUGAUAGAGCGUCUGCUGCAUGCACCAACUAAAUUGCUGGAACAGUCAUGUUUUCAGUUGGAGCCACAAACGCGUGAUUUGAUUAUUGAAAAGUAUUACUCCAUCGACGACUUAGUUGCGCGUGAAAUUCUGGGCAAAAAAUUGUCAAGUCGUUAUAGGAAAGAUUUGGAUGAAGUGUCGGAAAAGACUUGUGUUAAAUUGAAGUCAUGCAGGCGUCAAUUUGACAAUGUCAAACGCAUUUUCAAAGCUGUAGAAGAAUUACCAGGCAAUAUCACAAACAAUAUUAAGCAACUAUUUUCAGUGUCAGAUGAGUUAGCAAAAAAAUACGCCUCAAUUGUUUUUCUUGCCUGCCUACGUUUUGAAACUUCCAAAAAGAAGCUGCAAUUUUUGACUUUCUCCGACUUGUUUGCUUGCUCACAAGCUAUUAUGAUCUACUGGACCUAUACCUAUCAACAUUCAGGUCCCGAAUAUUACGAUACCGAAAUGGACAAAGAAUUCUUGCUAGAUUUGCGUGAGUUGCGUUGUUUGCUCGACAAGGAGAAGGAAAUUAAACAUCUUGUUUGCCUGCGCUUGAAGCCAGUGCUAUUGGAACGUGCUUACUUUGAGCUGGAUACGAAUUUCCGCUCCUAUUGGCGUGCAUUUAUUACCAUAGCUUGCAAUUUGCAUCGUAAUCGUGAAUUGCGUGAUUUGUUUUUGGACUUGUGUGAAAAAUUGAUAGAACCAUGGCGCCAAAAUGGCUGGAGUAAGGAGCAAGUAAAUAAAUUUUUGUCAGCCAUAACACAAAGCGUGUUGGAUUUAGAAAUUUCGCGCGAUCAAGAGACGCGUUGUUUGUGGGAUCGUUACAUGCAAGUCAUAAGUAUUUGUUUGGAACACAUGUAUCAUAUUUAGGGAAAAUAAUGUUCAGCAUUUGUAUGUUAUUUAAAAUAUGUUGUCCUUCUAAUGAUUAGGAAAGCAAAAAGUUCGUAUGCGAUUUAUUUGCUCAAAGUAUGUGGAUUGAGCUAAAAAGUGCAAUUUACUCGUUUAAAAAAAAUUUAAGCGCAGUAUUAUGACAUUUAUUAAAUUGUAUUUUAAUUUAUAAAAACACUAUAUACCCAAUGUGAAAAUAAAAUUAAAUAUAAUAUACAUAUUAAUGUAUUACUGAGUAUGACAAUUUUUUUGUAAUUUAAAAUAUUAUAUGAUUAUUAUUUUAAAAACUAAAAGUAGUGCAACAAAUUAUUUCAUUAGUUUAAAAUUAUUGAUAUUUUCAUUAUUUAUAAUUAGACUGUUUGUAGGAAUAAAAAUUAUACCUUUAUCUUUUUGUAAAGAUUUCUGUAAAAAUAAUUUUGGAAUUUCACAUCCAUAUUUGAGCUUAAUUUUUCGAAAACUAUUACUUAUUUAAAAGAAAAAAUUUAACUCUCAAUGAGGUAUUAUUUAUUGAAAAAAAAAAUUAAUCCCAAUAGAUUUAAAUAAAAAAAAAUUUGUUUUACUUCGUGUUCUACCAUUUUGAACUACAGCGAUCAUCUUCAAUACUGUAGUACACUUAUAUUUUAUCAAUUUUUAAUUCUGAUUAUGGGCUUAAAAUUAAAAUUUUGAAUUUAAC